UAUACCUGGGCAUUAGUCUGGAACCAUGGCUGGUGCCCGUAGCUGCCCCCAGGGCGCAUCUGGAGUCUGAGUCGCCCACUAUCCGAACCCGCUCUAAGUCUGGGCUUGGCAGCACAGAAGGGAGAGAGCACAAAGAGGGUGCCAGGCAAAGGCGUGCCGCGCCCGCCUGGGGAUCGCGGGCUGAACGGGCAGCAGGCGGGGAGGACACAGCCCAAACUCUCUGAGCCUCAUCUCCAGUGAUAACCUGCAGCUAUGGAGUCACCAACCAAGGAGAUUGAAGAAUUUGAGAGCAACUCUCUGAAAUACCUGCAACCGGAACAGAUCGAGAAAAUCUGGCUGCGGCUUCGAGGACUGAGGAAAUAUAAGAAAACAUCCCAGAGGUUGAGAUCUUUGGUCAAACAAUUAGAGAGAGGGGAGGCGUCUGUGGUAGAUCUUAAGAAGAAUUUGGAAUAUGCAGCCACAGUACUUGAAUCUGUAUACAUUGAUGAAACCAGGCGACUCCUGGAUACCGAGGAUGAGCUCAGUGACAUCCAGUCAGAUGCCGUGCCAUCUGAGGUCCGAGACUGGCUGGCUUCCACCUUCACGCGGCAGAUGGGGAUGAUGCUCAGAAGAAGUGAGGAGAAGCCUCGGUUCAAGACCAUCGUCCAUGCAGUGCAGGCUGGGAUUUUUGUGGAGAGAAUGUACAGACGGACAUCAAACAUGGUUGGAUUGAGUUACCCACCAGCUGUUAUUGAAGCAUUGAAGGAUGUGGACAAGUGGUCCUUUGAUGUCUUUUCCCUCAAUGAUGCCAGUGGUGAUCACGCACUGAAAUUCAUUUUCUAUGAAUUACUCACGCGCUAUGAUCUGAUCAGCCGUUUUAAGAUCCCUAUUUCUGCACUUGUCUCAUUUGUGGAGGCCCUGGAAGUAGGAUACAGCAAGCAUAAAAAUCCUUACCACAAUCUGAUGCAUGCCGCUGACGUUACACAGACUGUACACUACCUCCUCUAUAAGACAGGAGUAGCAAACUGGCUAACGGAGCUGGAGAUCUUUGCUAUCAUCUUCUCAGCUGCCAUCCAUGACUAUGAGCAUACCGGAACCACCAACAAUUUCCAUAUUCAAACUCGCUCUGAUCCAGCCAUUCUGUACAAUGAUAGAUCUGUACUGGAAAAUCACCAUUUAAGUGCAGCCUAUCGUCUUCUGCAAGAGGAUGAGGAAAUGAAUAUUUUGAUCAACCUCUCAAAGGAUGACUGGAGGGAGUUUCGGACCUUGGUAAUUGAGAUGGUGAUGGCCACAGAUAUGUCCUGUCAUUUCCAGCAAAUCAAAGCGAUGAAGACUGCUCUGCAGCAGCCAGAAGCGAUUGAAAAGCCAAAAGCCUUAUCCCUGAUGCUGCACACAGCUGAUAUUAGCCAUCCAGCAAAAGCAUGGGACCUCCAUCAUCGCUGGACAAUGUCACUUCUGGAAGAGUUCUUCAGACAGGGUGACAGAGAAGCAGAGUUGGGGCUGCCUUUUUCUCCUCUUUGUGAUCGAAAGUCAACCAUGGUUGCUCAGUCACAAGUAGGCUUCAUUGAUUUCAUCGUGGAACCCACUUUCACUGUGCUCACUGACAUGACUGAGAAGAUUGUGAAUCCAGUCAUCGAGGACACUGCCCAACCUGGUGGGGCAGGGCAGAGGCGUUCAAGUUUGAACAAUAUCAGCUCAUCAGAUGCAAAAAGGUCAGGUAUCAAGAGCUCUGGGUCAGAAGGAAGUGCCCCAAUCAACAAUUCUGUCAUCCCUGUCGACUAUAAGAGUUUUAAAGCCACUUGGACGGAGGUGGUGCAAAUCAACCGGGAGAGAUGGAGGGCCAAGGUGCCUAAAGAAGAGAAGGCCAAAAAGGAAGCAGAGGAAAAGGCUCGCCUGGCCGCAGAGGAGAAGCAAAAGGAAAUGGAAGCUAAGAGCCAGGCUGAAGAAGGCGCAACUGGCAAAGCUGAGAAAAAGACAUCUGGGGAAGUGAAGAAUCAAGUCAAUGGAACACGCACAAGCAAAAGUGACAACGCUCAUGGGAAAAAUUCCAAAGCUGAGAAGUCAUCUGGAGAAAAGCAGCAGAAUGGUGACUUGAAAGAUGGUAAAAAUAAGUCAGACAAGAAGGAUCAAUCCAAUGUCGGAAAUGAUUCAAAGAAAACAGAUGAUUCAGAAGAGUAAAAAACACCUCAUAUACUAUAAAAGAGGCUGCCAAUGUCUUGCAUCAUUUUAGCUGAGCUUCUUCAUUCUCCUUCUUCUCCUCCUUCCACAAAGACCCAUGUCUGGGGAAGGUGUACAACUUUCAAAACCAAACCCCCUCACACUUGGCCUUCUCACACCAUCUCCUCCCAGGGAGGACUCUUUGGGAGUUGGUUUGAGGUCUUAGAACUCUAGGGGGUUUCCCCCUAAGCAAACAAAACAACUUGAGAUUUUUGCACAAACAGAAACAAAACAUGAAGGGACUUCCUCAGAAUCCUUUGCUAAUGUCCUGGCUUUCAAGGCACCUCUCUGGCUGAUAAGAAUGGACAUCCUCGAUAUGCUGAGAAAGGCCUGAAAAAGCCACUGCACACAGUAAUUGCCAUUUUAUUACCGUCAAUGUCAUUACUUUAACUGUUGUUAUUUUCGCACUGGUGACUGAUGGUGGAUACGUCUAUGCUGGCCUUCACCGCAGCCAAGAUGACGAUUCUAACCUGGUUGUUUCUUUCCUGAGUCAGGAACAUUCUUUUUCUCUAACAUUCUUUCAGACUUAAAAAUUCUUAUUAUGCUUUUCUUUCCAUUUAUAUGUUAUGAAACUCACCUUGUUUUAUAAAAGGGGAUUAUCUAAUAG
Messenger RNA from Orycteropus afer afer, 2803 nucleotides. The record is from RefSeq and is a predicted model, not a curated record. NCBI's taxonomy places the organism in Eukaryota, Metazoa, Chordata, Mammalia, Tubulidentata, Orycteropodidae.